Messenger RNA from Notodromas monacha, 364 nucleotides. The record is from the annotation of a GenBank genome assembly. Lineage: Eukaryota; Metazoa; Arthropoda; Ostracoda; Podocopida; Cyprididae.
CAGCAAUGGGUCACUUGCAGUGCUUCGGGUGCAGAGAUCACUAUGACUGUUUGCAUCGAAUGCACAACAUCACUUGCAACCCGACAUUCUACAUGCCAGGUUGCGCAACAUUCUUCACUGACGCGACAAGAAAGUUCGUCUCAAGCAAACAGUGUGUCAGAGGGAUUGACGUGGAACAUUGCGGACGUCACCCUGGGAACCGACAAUGGGGCUGUUAUUGCCUAGGAAGAUUUUGCAAUUCUGCAUCCAAGCAGAAACCUUUUGGCCUGAAACCAUUCCUGAUUGUCGCUACGAUAACGUGGGGACGAUUCUCGUGAAUCAUAUGCUAAUUUGAGAUUGCGCAAAUAUAUAAUUAUAACCAUUU